AUUCUGCAACAAGUUUUUAUAUCAAGAAUGGAGUUCCCAGCAUGAUAUUAUUUGUACAUUCAAAAGAUAAAAUUGCCAGUUAGUUCGUACUGGAAAAUCAUAACGAAUUGUCUGUGUGUAAACAUUCACUAUAUUUAUUUUAUGUGAAAUGUUAGUUAAAACGAUAAUCGUUCUUGUUUUAUGGAAUCUUUAUCAUUUGGGUUUAGGAGAAAAUGCUACUGAAUUUCUAUCGCCCGUCUUGAAUCGUCCUAAUAAGAGAUUUACAAAUAGAUUUUCGUCUGGUGGAAAAUCUUAUUAUGUGGAUACAGUUUUCAAGACAAAUUUUUUCAAAGCAAUGCAGUUUUGUAGACAACAAGGAAUGCAACUGUUAAGUAUAAGCAGUAGAGAAGAAGAUAAUAGGAUUGGAAAUUUUUUGCGACAAAAUGGUUUAGCUCAUCGCCGAUAUUGGACGUCGGGAACAAAUUUUGGUGAUCGUAAUCAGUGGAUUUGGCUAUCGACUGGUCAAGAUUUCACUUUCACCAAUUGGCCUCCUGGAGAGCCUUCUUUCAAAAAUACUGACCACGAGGAGAAUUGUGUUGAAUAUCUAAGUUGGGGAAAGCCCCACAAUGGAUUUGCAUGGAAUGAUAUUGACUGCAUGAAGGAAUUUUAUUUUAUUUGUGAAUCGAGUAACGACUGCUCAACUGCUAAUAGAGAUUGAAUGUUUACAAAUGUUUAUAAUGAAAGAGGAAAGAGAACUUUACUAGUUUACAAUUAUGAGUAAAUAACCGCUUGAACCCAAAAUUUUUGUUUAAAUAUUUUUCUUGAUUUUUUAAUUAAUUAUUGUGCCUCAGUGGUAGCUUCUAUAGUAUGGCCACUUUACUUCACAGGGUGUCUCACAAAUAAUGUCAGUUUUCAUUUGUCACAAUGGGCUUAGAAAAUUUAGGAAAAGUAUAUUUUUUAACGGAAUUAAUUUCACAAGAAUAAUGGUAUUUAUUUAGUCGAUACGAUUAAUAUUAACAAACUUUAAAGUUUAGAAGUUUGGAUAUAUUUAGCGCCCGAGAUCUAUUCUACAUCAUCAGCGCCAAUUGUGUGGGAGAGCAGCCGGCCCGUUUGAAUGUAUCACUUAUUAAUUCAAUUCAGUUCAUGCUUGACAACUAUCAAAAGGUGUCAACCAACUUUCAUAAAAAAUGUAGUUUUAUAGAAAAAAGAAUAUUUUUUGACGAUUUUGUCAUGAACAUAAGACCGAUUUUAUUUUUUAAUUAAAAAAAUACUCAAGGGGUUAAAUUUGCUCCAUAUUAAACGUGUAUUUUAAAAAUAUUCAGAUCUGAAAAACCGGUAAUGCGAAAGUCGAUCGGCGCUGGUGACGUAAGCAAGCGAUAAGUGCGUUGCAAGAAGAAGUGAGGGCGAAGUAAUAAUAUUAAACCUUUGAAAAUUUACAUCAGCGCUAUUAUGAAUGCUAGAGACGUGCGAUGAAUUGCAAAAUUAAUGUUACGCUGUGCCCAAUCAUUUAAAAAUAUAAACGUUUCAAUUUAAACAUGUCUUAACUUGUUAAGACUAGUCUCCAAUAAGCUUGUAUCCACUAAGAAUAAAUCGGAUGGCUUUGAUUUUCUAAUGAUUAAGCAUGAUAAUAAGUACAUAAAAAAACAACUUUUCUACAAAAAUAAUAAAAGAUUAAUAAUAUUUUUGGAAAAUAAAAUCGACAAAAUGUGGCGUUUAAUCAAGUGACAUUGAAGAGCAAUCAGAAAACGUGACGUCAUACCUCGCGAAACGCUGUGUUGUAGCUGUCAUUUUCGUAUAAAGUGGCAAGAUUAUUUCGAGUUUUCAGUAAUUAUUGUUACAUUAUUAAAGUUCGUUUUGAGUUUAAUCUUGAAAGACAGAUAUAAUUUGCCAUGGAAUCAAGAUUUAACAAAGCAAACUUCAGUAAUUUGGCCAAAAUUUAAGUCUUUAUGCUUGACAAAUUUUUUGCAAUGAACACCCACUUUUGUUCAUCGUAAGUUCGCAGUGUUAAAACUUAUAUGUAAGUAUUAUGUGAAGAACAAACAAAGUCUUAUAUAAUUAGCAGUUACCAGUCAGAGAGUCGCAUUUAUCCACUGUGGAAUGAAAAUACUUUACUGAUUUUGAGGUUAGCGAAUACAAAGUUUCAAUAAGUUUCAAUGUUAUGUGUGGUAUAUUAUGGUAGAUUUUGUACAUUUAUAAAUAGAUACAUCAAGUUUUGUUUGAUAAUUACAUCAAAAUGAUCUUAAUAAAGAAAGAGCAUCUUGUCUUCUUGCCAUUUUUAACCACUUUCUUCCUAUUUCUUAAUUGUUUGAAACAUAAAUGAAUCAUUUGUAAGGCGUUUUUAUCAUUGUACUUUCACAUUGGGGCACUACAGAAUUUAUAAUACGAGGAAUUCAUUAUUUAUUAAAAAACACAAUUGACUUUCACAAACAAACACAGUUGUUUCGCGAGGUGUGACAUCAUUCAUGACGCCAUGACAGUCUCGGCCUUUUUCGCGGUCUAUUUCAAGUAGUUCAUUUUAAAAACUCAAAAUACUAACGUAAAAAACCUAUUUUUCUUAAUAUAAUAUAUUUUUGAGGUAAGCUAUAGUUUUAAACGAAUUUCCAAAUUUUGUCAACUAGCCUAUUCUAUGAACAAUUGCUUCACAUUCUCUCAAUCAUUCUCUCCUCAAAAUUGUUCCAGAUGUGCAAGCUAUCAAUGCUAAGGUUGCAUCAGGUUUCACUAGAGAAAAUAUCCAGGUUAACGGCAGUCAACGGCAAGUGUGUUUUCUUACAACGCGAUAAUACCGCAAAAAUUACGCUGAAAUCGAAGAACUUAGUAGUAUUGAAGUCCUACCACAUCCAGCAUUCAAACCGGGGCUCACACUAUCAAAUUGUAUAUAGAUUUGGAUUUAUUGUGUCCCUCUUUCUCGCUGCGAUACUGAAGGACCCAGCGUUUACAGAUGUUCCAUUAAUCCCACUCCUCUAAAAAAGUCUAGAAUGUGAGAUGGCUUUAAUUGUCAGAGAUCUUUAUUUUCUAUUUCUGUGCAAAAAAUCUGCACGCCGCAUUAUCUGCUAGGUCUAGCGUCUUCAGGUGUUUGUUGAAGCGACAGUGCCCCGAUAGAACUCCUGUUAGUAGGUUGAUCAAUUUAGCAGAAGAGUCUUUGCCUGUAGCCUCAGCCUCUGUAGGUUGGCCUAAUAAUUGGUUCUGCUCCUAUCUACCUCCUUUUACAGUGCUUUUUCCACUUCAAGGGUAAGUAAUAAUAUUAAUAUUUGAAAUUUUCACAAUUCUUGGGAUGUACUUAAAGCAAAUUCUUCAUGAGGCACUAAAUGAACGUUUUAGUGUCUUAUGUUAGUGACACAAGUAGUAUAUAGAAAAUUAGUUUUUGUUGUAAAGGUUCCAGAAACCUAAUAAAAACAGACAUUAUAUUUUCUUGAGGCUCAGAAAAAAGACUAUUUCAAACCUGUUGAUAAGCCGCUGUAUUAGGCAACUAAGAACGACAGAUGUUAUGUCAAUACAGACAUAACAUCCAUCCCAAGCCGUCUAAUUGACCUCCAAGCCCGCUAUGUGAUUUGUACCAUCGAAUCAAAAAACGCCCUAGCUCAACAAUAUAUGGCCCCUCGGCUCAAAGCCCAAAAAGAAACUCCUUUAUCCUCCCUGAAAUCUAUCUCAACUCCUUUGUCAACUCUCCCAUAUCCAUAAGAUUGAGUCCCUAUCUCAUCACUCCGUCAAUCGUCGGUAUUGCAGGUUUUCAACGGUCUCCUUGUAACCUGGUCAACCGGUUCACCAGCCAAAUGGAAAUGACAGAGAAUAAUACAGCCGCUGCUAUACCCGCCCACCCCCCAUUUAAAAUUUUGCAAAAAUAACAUAAAACUUUGAAAAAGAAAUAAAAUAAAAUCAAAACCGAGAAUAACCGUUUUUACUUACUAAAGCUCUCUUUUCGUUUUCUUCUGGCAAAUAUCAUUCGCUUUUCCUUCUAUCCAGCCAGGACAGCAAAAACAGACCCACGCAACCUACACAAUCUCAACCGUGCAGAGGAGCAGCUCCUAUAUCAGGGCCAACAACAGACCAAACAAAAUUUCCCUUAUCUUACCUAAAAAUUUUCCAACGAAUCUUUCUCUCUCUCGGUCGCUCCAUAAAAUUGGUAUUUUUAGUUUGAUGUUCAGUUUGGAAGCGAGAUUUCAAAUUUUUU
Messenger RNA from Diorhabda sublineata, 4147 nucleotides. RefSeq names its product C-type lectin 37Db-like. Bases 149 to 697 code for a protein of 182 amino acids. Gene Ontology annotation, molecular function: carbohydrate binding. The transcript is spliced from 3 exons. Gene Ontology annotation, cellular component: external side of plasma membrane. The record is from RefSeq and is a predicted model, not a curated record. Gene Ontology annotation, biological process: biological process involved in interspecies interaction between organisms. Lineage: Eukaryota; Metazoa; Arthropoda; Insecta; Coleoptera; Chrysomelidae.